UCUUCGUCUCGAAAUUUUCUCGUUUUAGUCGUAAAUUAAUGUAAUAAAUGAGAAAAAAGCGCAUGACAGACUUUUAUCAAAAUGAGUCAAAUGUUCUACGACCAAGUUUUAGCAGUAGCGAGUGACGGGCCCUCGCAACUCCAUCUCGACAUCCUCAAGCAGCAUUUUGGUCACAGUGGCUUCCGCCCGAUGCAAUGGAAAAUAAUCGCGGCAAUCCUCAACCGUCAAGACAAUUUCGCCGUGAUGGCAACUGGCUACGGGAAGUCUUUGUGUUUUCAGUAUCCGCCGGUCUUCAUGGAUGGCGUCGGGCUCGUUAUUUCUCCGUUGAUCAGUUUAAUGGAAGAUCAAGUUUUGGCAUUGAAUGUCUCGAAUAUUCCCGCAUGUUUUCUCGGAUCCGCCCAACCAGACAAAAAAGUUUUCGGCGAAGUUCUUCGGAAAAAGUAUCGCCUCGUUUAUGUAACGCCCGAAUUCAUCACUUGUGACUUGGGGGACACACUUUUGAACGAAUUGAAUGACGAUUUGACUCUCAUAGCGGUCGACGAGGCGCAUUGUGUCAGUCAAUGGGGUCACGAUUUUCGUCCGUCGUAUCGCCAACUGAGCACAUUGCGUCAAAAAACUCGCGGCGUUCCGAUUGUCGCGGUAACGGCAACUGCCACAGACGCCGUUCGCGACGACAUUGUUCGAGUUUUGGGCUUGCAGAACCCCCUGAAGUCGUGUUCGGGCUUCGAUCGUGCCAAUUUGGCGUUUUACGUGCAUCUGAAAGGCGAGGGCGGACCCAUGAGCGACUUGAAACCGCUAAUUCGGCAAACGCCAACGGGCAGCAUCAUCAUUUAUUGUCUCACGCGGAAAGUGACGGAAGAUUUGGUCGAUCAGCUGCGCGGCAAUGGGAUCGUAUGUGAGGCGUAUCAUGCUGGCAUGUCGGUAACGCAACGUCGGAAGGUCCAUGAAAAGUUCGUACGUGACAAAAUCCGGAUAAUUUGUGCGACAAUCGCAUUCGGGAUGGGAAUUGACAAGCCUGACGUUCGAAUGGUGAUCCAUUACGGGGCCUCGAAGGACAUCGAAGGAUAUUAUCAGGAAGUAGGUCGUGCCGGGAGAGAUGGACAACCCUCGAAAUGCGUCAUGUUCUACAAUCGGGGCGAUUUUGCGACGCACGCCAUGUUCCGCGAGUCUGGAAACUCCCCGGCAGCUGUGAAGAAAAAUUUGGAAAAAUUAUCCGACAAAAUGUGGGACUAUUUAAACACUCGGGAGUGUCGCCGGCUAUUUAUUUUGAAAUAUUUCGAAGGUUCCAAGGCAAAAUGCAACCAACGACCAAAUUGCUGCGAUAAUUGCGACCGAAAUAUGAGCACCGUGAAAGAUUGCGACAAAUACGAGGGUCUCGACGCGAAUGGAAAAUACGAUUUUUCGGAAGACGCCCGAAAAUUACUUGGCGUCGUGCAAAUGUUCAACGGCAACAAAGGAAUAAACGCCUCCGUGUUGACUCUGAGAGGCAGCAAAGCCAAAACGGUACCUGCUUUUGCCCAAUCCAGCCCGCAUUUCGGCGCCGGAAAGCACAGACCCGAAGAAUGGUGGAAAUCUCUCGCGAUUUUACUCGAUCGCGAAGGAUUUUUGGAAAAACGAACCGUCGGCAACUCCGGAGGGUACCGAAAAAAAUUCAAAAUGGCGAUUCAGUGUGUUGCUGUGACCCACAAAGGACAAAAUUGGAUGAAAACGGCUCAAGCAUUGAGAUUAUUGCCAACGACGGAGAUGUAUCCGCAUCUGGCACGCAAAAAUUCCCUCGAAAAAUCAUCAAAAACAGCCAAAGAAGGGUCGUCUUCUGCUUCAACAAGCUCUAAUUUGGGCUCUUUUACUCCAACGGACGACUUGCAACAAGAAUUGGUCCGACUCCUGCUCGAAACAAGAGUUAAACUCGCCGAAAAGCUCGAUAUUAUGCCUUACAUGAUAUCAUCGAAUGUAGCAAUUACCCAAUUAGCCACUGCCAGACCCAUAAAUCUGCAACAAAUGGAGGAAGCAAAGUUGGAUGGCUUUAAUAGAGCAAAAAUUUUGAAAUUUGGACCUGAUUUUAUCAAAGUUAUUCAAGAAAAAUUGGGAUAUGUACCUGAAAAAGACUCCAAAAGCCCGGGAAAUGCCUUGAAAUCGACGCAAUCUUCGGAUUUUAGUCAAAAAAUGCCCAGUUCACAGCCGAAAAGUACCCAAAAAUUGAGAUCGAUGAAGGAUAUUUUGCGGGAAAAUCCGUUACAAAGCGUCAAAUUGACCCCAACUAUUCAGGAAUGCUUCCAACAGUUCGAAGAUGGGAUGUCCAUCGAAGAAAUCGCCAUCACGAAAGAUGUAAAGUCGACCACAGUGUUGGAUUAUCUCGCGAUCGCCAUAAAAUGUGGACUUCCUCUGUCUAAAAAUGAUUUUCCGCGUCUCGGGAUCGAUGAUGACGUCUUCAAAAUCAUUAAAUCCAAGCUUCCAGCGAGUUUUGGGGAAGGAUUCACGCUGAAAAAGGUAAAAGAUCAACUUCCGCAUUUCAGUUGGGAAAGCGUUCGAAUUGUCGUGAGUUACGUUCAUGUCAGAUGGCAUUUAGAUCAGCUCGGAUACCCAUAUGUCGAUCCAGAUCGCCCAAUUUCGAGUCAAACACCGCCAAAAACGACCAAAAUUUCUGCCGCCAAAAGUCCCGAGACGAUUUUGCUCGAUGACGAUGACGACGGACUUUUACGAGAAAUGGAACUCCCGGAAAAACCUCAAGCGGCGACAAGUAAUUGGCUCAGCGACGACGAAGAUGACGAAUUAUUGGCAGCGAAAGUUGCGAGUUUGGAGGAAUUUGAACGCGAAAAGUCGCGAUUAUUUAGUCAAACACAAGUGACACAAGAUUCGGCUUACGGGACUUUUCGAUCGACGCAGGUCGGCAAGAGACCGUCAACGGAGGAGAUUUUGUCGCAGUUUGAAGCGAAAAAGGCGAAAAUUCAGAGUUCGAGUCCGGUUGUGGCGAAAAAGGUUGAAAGUAAGGCACCGCAUACGGGAUUGAAGAUUGAUUAUGGCGUCGAUAGUAGUGACGAUGAGAAAAGUCAAGUGAAGUUGCCGUCAGUGGUGAAAGCAGCGCCAUUAACGAGUACGAGUAGUAAUGGAUGGAUGAACAAAAGUGUGUCGCAAACGUCGCAACCUGUACAGAAUUUGGCGCCGAAGCCGAAGAAACCGUUCGUUUUUAAGACAAAAAAGAUUUUUUAAAUAAGGCUCGAGGAAUAAAUUGAAUUUUUUUGUAACAAAA
Molecule: messenger RNA, 3247 nt
Organism: Culicoides brevitarsis
Lineage: Eukaryota; Metazoa; Arthropoda; Insecta; Diptera; Ceratopogonidae
Product: bifunctional 3'-5' exonuclease/ATP-dependent helicase WRN-like
Exons: 3
Coding region: 82-3207 (1041 amino acids)
Biological process (GO): telomere maintenance; DNA replication; double-strand break repair via homologous recombination
Cellular component (GO): nucleus; nucleoplasm; cytoplasm
Molecular function (GO): four-way junction helicase activity; nucleic acid binding; 3'-5' DNA helicase activity
Source: RefSeq, a predicted model, not a curated record